Molecule: messenger RNA, 483 nt
Organism: Penicillium coprophilum
Lineage: Eukaryota; Fungi; Ascomycota; Eurotiomycetes; Eurotiales; Aspergillaceae
Product: GFA family protein
Exons: 2
Coding region: 1-483 (160 amino acids)
Molecular function (GO): carbon-sulfur lyase activity
Source: RefSeq, a predicted model, not a curated record
AUGGCAGUUGGCAGUUGUUUCUGUGGCAAGAUCCGAGUCGAACACAAUGGCCAACCUAUAACGUCGGCAAUCUGUCACUGUCUCGAUUGUCGCAAGAUUACCGGAUCACUCUAUUCGUGCAAUAUUCUCGUCAAAACCGCCGAAUUGCAGAUCUCCGGAAGUCCGAAAGAACUAUCAAAGACAUCGGAUAGUGGAAACAGUAUUAAGAACUAUUUCUGUCCGGACUGUGGUAUAUAUUGUACUGAAUUCGAGAGGAAGCAUCUGACGAAAGUGAUAGGCACGCCGCUUUUUGGACGGAAGAUAGAGUCUAAUGGAGAACCUAACGAGGUCACAGUUGUCCGGGCAGGAAUAUUCGAUGACCUUGAGAUAUUGAACGAACAGAAGCCUCAGGUCGAAAUCUACGCCGAGAGACGAGUGAAGUGGGUAUGUCCAAUUGAGGGGGCUGCUCAAGUGGAUGGCAUGUUGCCAGUACCAUCCGCAUAA